AUGUAUGCAGCAUCUUUACUCUAUAAACUUUUCAGAGUAAAUGUGGACUGUCAGAAGCAGACAGUGGAGCCUGAAGUCUUAUUUGAUACUUCAGAACAGUUAAAGAUGAUUCCAAAUAGUCUUCUGUCCAUCAGGAUAACAGAGGUAGUAGAAGUUGGACAUUUCUGGGGUUACAGGAUAGAUGAAAAAAAUAACACUGUACUCCAGACUCUAACUGAUGAAUCUAACUACCAGAACUUGGUGGAUUUGACAGUGUCUCCACAUCCAGAGUUGGUUUGUCUGGCACCAUUUGCUCCUCUGGAAAACACAGGAUACUGUAGAGCUCGUAUUCUGAAUGUUUGUGGAGAUUUUGCUGAGGUUUUUUUUGUGGAUUAUGGCAACAGAUCAAAAGUGCCUUUAAAGAAAUUGAAAGAUAUUCCAAGCUGUCUUCGAGACCUUCCUUUCCAGGCUUUGGAAUUCAAGAUAUGCAAGAUGCGUCCAUCUGCAAAAUCUCUUGUAUGUGGGGAAUGGUGGAGUUACAGUGCUAACCAGAGAUUUGCCUCAUUAGUAGGUGGCCAUGCUCUUCUAGUGAAGGUGUAUUCACUUGUGCAUAAUGUUCUGCAUGUGGAUGUUUUCCGUUACUCGAGAUGCAAUGAGCUUGUGAAUAUUCGAGAUGUGCUUAUUGAAGAAUGUUAUGCUGAACCAGCAGAAGAAUCAUACGAAUCACGACAAAGCCAUGAUUUGCUCGAGGAAUUGGUUUUGGACCAAGUAAAAAUAGAAGAAAAAAUGCCUGUAUCCUCAAGAGAGAAAGAAAAGCAUCUCAUUGAAAAAUUGUUAGAUUUGUUUUCUGACAACAAAUCUGGUGCACCAACCCACAAGGUAACAGUUUUUGGCCCAUUCAGUCCUUAUGAGGUGAAAUGCUACAGUAUGACUAGAGUAUCACAGUUCAGAAAUGCUUUCAUACAGAAGGAAAGCAUAAACUCUGUUGUUGUCCAUGAUGCUCCAGAACAUCCCUUUCAGCAAUUGUUGGUUGCUGCUGCUUUAUCAACAAAUCCAAUUGGAUCUACUGUGAUUCUAGAGGAAACAACUUUGAUGCCUCCUAUUCCUGGCCUGCUUGCUCUCCUCAGUAUGCUGUUUGCUCCUGCUAUAGAACUCAGGGUUGAUGACAGUGGGAAGUAUUUUACUGGUGUUCUCUGUGGUUUGGGUUGGAGUCCGACCUGUGGGGCUCCACUGCUUCCAGAGAAUGACAUGGAGCUGACAUUUGAUGUGCGUUUUGGAGUGGAAGACAUAUUAGAGAUAAACAUCCUAAGGACAGCAAUUAAUAAGGUGCUCUGUGAAUGUGCAGUGUGUUCUGGACAAGAGAGAAUGACACAGCUGCAGGAAGAUGUUCGUCAGAAACUUUUACGCUUAAUCUGCAAAUCAAAACCUCGAGAUAUAAUUGUUCCUACAUGGUAUAAGAAUCCAUAUGCCUGGAAUCAGGUGGAUUCUCAGUGUAUCAUUGACCAGUCAGAAGAGCAUUAUGAAGGACAAAAUGGUUUUUAUCAGCUACAUAAGCUUGUUGUGUUGAAUAUUUAA
Antrostomus carolinensis (chuck-will's-widow) is the source of this 1554-nucleotide messenger RNA. RefSeq names its product ATP-dependent RNA helicase TDRD9-like. The transcript has 12 exons. NCBI's taxonomy places the organism in Eukaryota, Metazoa, Chordata, Aves, Caprimulgiformes, Caprimulgidae. The record is from RefSeq and is a predicted model, not a curated record. The coding region runs from base 1 to 1554 and encodes 517 amino acids.